AAAGAGAGAAUUGGAUGUGGUUGUGGUCAUGAGUUUACGCUGGUUAUCUGCUCUAUUAUGGAGACACAGGGUCUGUGGUCUACUGACAGUACUGACGCUCGUACUGUUUCUCGUGCUGCUCGCCCCACAAUCUCUACACACCAACAGGAUGGCCGCAGAUAGCACUCUCUCCUGGCUAGGUCAGCUCGAGGUGGUCAAUAUCUCACAUCUGGUAAAGAGGCGUACGCUGCAGAUUAUUCUGUUUCGACUGGGGGAAAGAGACACAGCGACGUUUGCCUUUCCAUACCACACCUACCAAUUCAUCUAUCCAGACAGAUUCAGAGCUGGGGUUGUGGACUACCUUCCCGAGGGUUCAUCUCAGUUUGAUCUGCUCUGCAGUCACAUGCGUUUGGACCUGACACAGGUGAGACAGGUGAUUCCUCAGAACACUGUCUUCAUCACGCUGUUAAGAGAUCCCAUCAAGACUUUUGAGUCCAUCCCAGGGUUCCUCGGUGCGCAAAGAUCCUCCGCUUACACCGCCGACAAAGACAAAUCAGCACUUGCUGUGUUUCUGGAGUCUCCGGAGCGCUUCUGGGACCCAAAGAACGGUCCGGCCAAGAACCCAAUGAGCUCCGACAUUGGACUGAACAACCAGAAGCGGAACUCUUCCUGGCCUGAAGAUCUGGAUCAGCUGGAGGAGGCGUUUCAUCUGGUGAUGAUCGCCAAACACUUCGAUGAGUCUCUGGUCCUGAUGGGGGCUCUCCUUCGACUGGAGCGUGAGGAUUUCGUUUACCUCCAGCUGAACCCUCGAGCAAGCGACAGCUUGACGGAGAUAGACGAUCAUGAGGCAAAACUGCGAUCGUGGAACACGCUGGACACACUGCUGUAUGACUUCUUUCUGCAGGUGAUCUGGGAGAAGGUGGAUCAGUUCGGACAGGAGAGGUUAAACGCAGAAGUGGUGAAGCUCAGGACCUCUACGGAGAACAUUCAGCAGAAAUGUGUGUCUAGGGCCGCAGUGCCACCUGCAGAACUGGAGGACUUGGUGCGUCCGUGGCAACCUGAAUAAGUCACUAUACAUCCUCUCCUCGGAUACGAGGUGAGAGGAAACCUGUCGAUAGAGGAUGAGGAAUUCUGUGUGAGAAUGAUGUUGCCCGAGCUUCAGUAUCACUCACACUUAUACUUCAAACAGUACAGUCGAGAUAUGAGAGCUGCUCCUGCGGACUGA
Molecule: messenger RNA, 1204 nt
Organism: Triplophysa rosa
Lineage: Eukaryota; Metazoa; Chordata; Actinopteri; Cypriniformes; Nemacheilidae
Product: galactosylceramide sulfotransferase
Biological process (GO): glycolipid biosynthetic process
Cellular component (GO): membrane
Molecular function (GO): galactosylceramide sulfotransferase activity
Source: RefSeq, a predicted model, not a curated record